Leopardus geoffroyi (Geoffroy's cat) is the source of this 896-nucleotide messenger RNA. RefSeq names its product gastric inhibitory polypeptide (gene GIP). The record is from RefSeq and is a predicted model, not a curated record. NCBI's taxonomy places the organism in Eukaryota, Metazoa, Chordata, Mammalia, Carnivora, Felidae. Bases 209 to 784 code for a protein of 191 amino acids. Gene Ontology annotation, biological process: response to glucose; regulation of fatty acid biosynthetic process; regulation of insulin secretion. Gene Ontology annotation, cellular component: extracellular region. Gene Ontology annotation, molecular function: glucagon receptor binding; hormone activity. The transcript has 6 exons.
CUGAAGUGGGGGCGGGGGGAGAAGAAAGGGGACCCUUAAGGUAGCCUGCCUUCUGAGGCAGCUGGAGAUACCCAAAUGUUAAUCAUCGAUUAGCACAGUUCAGAUGGAAAGGGCAACUUUAUUACGCGUAAAAUGGACUUAAUGUGGCAGGAGCUGCGGACUUAAUUUUUUGAGAUAAGAUGCUUUUAGGCUAAUCAGCAGGUGUGCGAUGCCUGGAUAUAAAGGAGCUACCGCCGACUCUCUUGAGAGAGGCUCCAAAGGUCCAGAAGGUGGGAGGAAGAAAUCCCUGCCCUGUCCUCGAUCUCAGGAAGAGCCGGGAAGGAAGCCAGGAAAUAACCCUUGGAAGAUGGGAGCCGCGAAGAUCUUCAAUCUGCUGCUGGGGUCCCUGCUCCUGGCCGCGGUGCUGGCAGAGAAAGGGGAGGGUCACUCCAGACUCCACACUAGGGUCAGUGGCUCCCGACCUCGAGGCCCCAGGUACGCCGAGGGGACUUUCAUCAGUGACUACAGCAUCGCUAUGGACAAGAUCCGCCAACAAGACUUUGUGAACUGGCUGCUGGCCCAGAAGGGGAAGAAGAAUGACUGGAAGCACAACAUCACCCAGAGGGAGGCCGGGGCCCUGGAGCUGGCCCAUCAAUCUAACAGGAAGGAGGGGGCGGCGAGGGAGCAGCAGGGCUCCCUACCCAAGAACCCCAGUGAUGAAGAUCUGCUAAAGGAUUUACUGAUUCGAGAGCUGCUGGCUUGGAUGGCGGAUCAGAUGGAGAUCUGCAGGCUCAGGUUUCAGUGACUCAGACCAAACCCAGCUCAGGUCCAGACUCUGCCCUUCACUUGCUCAGGCCUCAGCUGCACCCCAGGGACCCCGAGAGAAGCCAAACCAAUAAAGUGUAAGCUGAAAUGAA